Phytophthora sojae is the source of this 1317-nucleotide messenger RNA. RefSeq lists its product as hypothetical. The record is from RefSeq and is a predicted model, not a curated record. Bases 1 to 1317 code for a protein of 438 amino acids. Lineage: Eukaryota; Oomycota; Peronosporomycetes; Peronosporales; Peronosporaceae. The transcript has 5 exons.
AUGUUAUCGCUCGGCAUAAAGCACUGGACGCUGUAUAUCUUCGAGCAAAACUUGCUCCUCAUACUGCAUAAAUGCGGCUAUGGUAACACGCGAAGAACUUUCGGCUCAUUUGGAGAUAACGAAGGAACACCUGACGUCUCGGCGCGCAAAUGGCUCUGGGGCUGCAAGCGAACAAAGCUCUGCAAUGAGUGCAAAAGAGCGGAUAGCAGGCCGGACAAAUUUGCUGUCAAUGCCGCUUGCACUUGGCCAACCGGCGGGUUUUUUACCAUAUCGCCAAGUAGCAGUACGACGUAUCGUAUUGCUAACUUAGCUGGUGUGAUCCCGCGAGACUUGUUGGAUUUGAUGGAGACGGAAGUUGCGGAGCAUUUAGAAUAUACCCGUGCUAAGCUUGGAAUGGUUGCUACGGCAAACCCCGUUUCGUAUUUUGAUCAUGUGAUGAAUGUUGUGAUCAGUGUACUGUUGAACUGGGAUCGUGACACCAACGCACCAAAGCCUGGAUGUGGCAUUUUUGGAGAAGUAACUGCUUUUUAUGGCUCCACCGAAUCGCAGUCAUCAACAGGCGAUUUACACUGUCACAUGAUGGUGUGGGUCGCUGGGUUCCCUAAGACAGUGACUGAGUAUAUUAACAUGUGCAAGUCAGCCGCAUUCAAGCAAAAGCUGAUUGACUAUGUGAACUCCGUUGUGACGACCGAUGUACCGGUUCAAUACGAUGAAACGUGUCCGGAAUGUGGUUGCAAUGGACUGGAAGCUGUUGAAUUUGAUCAACGAGCGUAUCAAGAACAAUUCGGUGGAAAUGAAGUUAUCACUGACUGUGUAGAGCGCGAGAUCAGCAGACUUGACUUUCCGGCUGGUGCGGUGUCCGAAGGCGCUGCGUUUACUCGCACAGCGAGCUCAAAACCUUUUGUACUUUCUGGGGAGCGGUCGAACAGUGAUGAUAUUCUCCAUACACGCUCGCUGCUUUCAUUUCAAAGUCACCAUUGGUAUCAUUCCGGUGGGUGCUUUAAACAUACCAAGCGAACUCCCACCGCCAAAGUAUGCCGGAUGUAUUUCCCCAAGGUGAUUUGUGAUGAGAUAAAGUGGACACCCUCGGAUUGCGUCGAGCUAGCAAGAAAGUUGUGGAACGAAUACAUCAAUGCGCACGUGCCAGUGAUCAGUAAGACUCUGAAAUGCAAUCAUGAUGUGAAACUAUUGGCGGCAGGAGAAGGCCUGCAUAAAAGUUUCUACAUGAUGAAGUGCUGUGCUAAACCCCAAAGAGAUAUAGAGAACCCAGCCGCUCUUCGGUUACAUGCGUAUGACAAGGCUGAAAUGAACGCUUAG